Messenger RNA from Paramecium pentaurelia, 315 nucleotides. Lineage: Eukaryota; Ciliophora; Oligohymenophorea; Peniculida; Parameciidae. The record is from the annotation of a GenBank genome assembly.
AUGAAGCCAAAAAUGUGUCAUUUAAAUUACUAACCAGUCACAUCUUUGAAAACUCAAACUCUAGAUUUUGAUCUAUUAGAGUUAGAGAAGAUAAAUUUUUCAGUUAAAAGAGAUUAAAUGGUUGUUUAACUAAACCAAGAAUAAGAAAUCAACACACCAACUUUUAAAUAUAAAAAAAAUAAAAUUUAAGGUGCUGUCAAAGAAAUUGGUAAUAGGUUUCAUCAUUUAUUAUCCAAUUCCCCAAAAAAAUUAAUCAAAUCAACUAGAAAUUUAUCUAAAAGAUAAAAAGAGCCAUUAAAGAAUCUAAAAAAUUGA